Molecule: messenger RNA, 2985 nt
Organism: Histoplasma capsulatum G186AR
Lineage: Eukaryota; Fungi; Ascomycota; Eurotiomycetes; Onygenales; Ajellomycetaceae
Product: DNA mismatch repair protein
Exons: 3
Coding region: 1-2985 (994 amino acids)
Biological process (GO): mismatch repair
Cellular component (GO): mismatch repair complex
Molecular function (GO): ATP binding; ATP-dependent DNA damage sensor activity; ATP hydrolysis activity
Source: RefSeq, a predicted model, not a curated record
AUGGACUCGGGAACUCCGUCCAUCCAACCUUUGCCCCCUGAGGUCAUCGCCCAAUUGACAUCCUCGAUAGCCAUAUCACACCUCAAUGGAGUGGUCUUGGAGCUUCUGAAGAAUUCGUUAGAUGCUGGCGCCAAAACUGUUUCUAUCAAUGUAGACUUCCCAAAAGGUGGCUGUGUCGUGGAAGACGAUGGGCACGGAAUAUUGCCCGCUGAGUUCCUGGAAGGCAGCAAUCUUGCCAAACUACAUCAUUCCUCCAAAUUCAACAGCCAGCAUGAGGUGUAUGGCCGGAAAGGCGUGUUUCUUGCCUCUCUCGUGUCACUUGCUUUGGUUACUAUAACCUCUCGCCACGAAUCUACGUCAACGACAAAUACUGUGAUGUAUCACCACGCAAAGGCGAUUUCGAUACUGACGCCGGCCCCAUUGCAACAUGAGAUCAAUUCGCGUGACCAUGGAACUAGAGUUACAGUUACUGACCUAUUCGGGAAUCUUCCCGUCCGUGUUAAACAUCGGGCGCUCUCUCUGAGAACGAGUCAGGACCUAGAUAGAGAAUGGGAUGCCUUGAAGCACAUCCUUACAGCUAUGCUUCUCGCCUUCCAGAAACGCGUGAAACUUGUGGUGUCCGACUCAACGAAAACAAAAAAACUUGUUAUUCGAGCAAGCGACCCGCCGUUUGAUAAUUCCUCUGGGACGCUUGACCUGGUUCGAAUUUGUCCAAUUCUGAUGCAGGCUGGCUAUGUCAUGGCAAGGGAUUUUCAAUCGUGGGUUACUGCAUCUGCUCGCACUUCGGGAAUUGAGGUUCAAUCUGCAAUAUCUCUUCAACCUGUUCCAACAAAACAAGUCCAGUUCAUCUCCUUUGGAAUAAAUCCGAUUUUUCCCCAAUCGAAUGCAAACGUCCUAUAUAAUGAAGUUAAUCGGCUAUUCUCCCUUUCGAGGUUUGGGAUUGUUGAUGGUUCACCCGUUAUCACGGAUGGGCUAGAAGGGCUUCAUCUGCAAGGCGAUGACAGAGCAAGUAAUAAAAAGGCACCAAGCGGAAGAGACCUAGAAGAGCGCGGCAAAGCUAUCGAUAGGAUGGAUGGUUCUCUCGAAACCGGCAAGACUCUCCAAUCGGUUUUGGAUGUGUUGGUGGCCAUGAUACAAAAGUUUCUAGAAGAGUAUCAUUUUCUACCCCGGUCAGGAGCAGGUGCCAAACGAAGUCACCAGCCGCAAUCUCCCACAAGUCCAGUAGAACAUCAAGUUGUAAAACGCCCCAGGAGUGCUGCACCAGCGUUGGCUUCACCCCUUGCGUCCGCUGAUAGCGGGAACACCGAAGAACUCUUUGACACCCGAAUCAAGCUUCCCGUAUUUGUCCACUCGACAAGCCAUAUGCUCCGUCCUAAAACCAAGGACUUCGGAAGCUGGUCACGGAUUAAAAGUGGUCGCGAAGGCGGAUUUGACGAGAUAUGCUCUGGUUUGUCCCGCGGAGAAGCGGCUUCAAUCUCGAAUUUUGCCAUGAAAAGCCAAACUGAGCGUGAUAGAGGGGACUCGUACUCCUCUCCCGCAACGCCUUCACCCUCUGGUGUCCAGCCUGGUGAACCUUUAGAUAGCCUAAUGAAUGGUGAUCAUUACAGGAAGUCCGCCAGUCAAGAUGGAGCUGGAAAUCCAGGCUUAGAAAGCCUCGAAACAGAAAAAAUUGAUGAGUUGAAGGACGAUGUUUUACACUGGAUAGAUCCUAUCACGAAGAAGGAAAUAUUAAUCAACAACAGGACGGGCCAGACUAUUUCUAACCCAAAACAGCCGCUUGCAUCGAUGCGAGGGGCAAAUGGUAUUCAAACGGCAGGGGGCCUUGAUCGCCACAGCUGUCCAAGAAGCUCGGCGUCACGUCCGAAUUUGUGGAUUGAAUCACUUCUUAAGGAAUGGGAGAACCCAACGUUCCGACGAUCUGAGCACCCAGUCGCAACGGCGUUUGAAGUUCCAGGUCUGCAUCCCGGGGUCUCAAACAAACAUCUCCUAUCAGGAGCGGGAGAUUUUGGGUUCAUGCCAUCUACCUCUAGGUUCAGCGGGCGGUUGACGAAAGAAGGGCUGCAGAAAGCACAACUGAUAGCUCAAGUGGACAAUAAAUUUUUGCUUUUGAAACUGCCAGCUUUCUGCAAGGAAAAUAACGACUAUAGCCAGCAAAACUUGGUCCUUGUCGACCAACAUGCAGCCGAUGAAAGAUGCCGGGUUGAGCAACUUUUCGACGAGCUCUGCGAUACCACAACUGCGACACCAGACUCGUCGUCAUUCUGUCGAGGUCGAGUAAAUACAGCAUCUUUGCCGAAGCCAAUUUCAUUCCAGGUAUCACCCCAAGAAGGUGAAUUGCUCAAGUCCCAUUCCGGCUACUUCGAAUCCUGGGGUUGCUACUAUUCAUUGUCUAGUAGCGAAAGAAAUUAUCUCACGGUUACGGUUGACAAGCUUCCAGCCCUUAUUGCCGAACGCUGUAGACUAGAACCUCAACUUGCCAUAGACCUUCUACGCGGCGAAAUUUGGGACCGGAAAGAUCAUGAAAGAAGAGACCAGACGUCUUUCUCCCAGACGCUUUCAUCCGGUAAUCCAGAAGCAGGUAAUUCCGAAAAUUCACAAGGCGAGGCAUCACCUACCAUUGCGCGUCAAUCUUGGCUAGAGCGGAUUAGUGACUGUCCCAAGGCUAUUGUUGACCUGCUCAACUCACGCGCUUGCAGAAGCUCUAUCAUGUUCAACGAUAUUCUAAGUCCGGCUGAAUGCCAAAAUCUGAUCUCUAAGCUUGCGCUCUGCGCUUUUCCAUUUCAGUGCGCUCAUGGACGCCCAUCCAUGAUUCCGAUUGUGAGCUUGGGUUCUAGUUCGUCAUCCGACCAAACCUCCCUAGCCGAAACCCAUUCAGGGCUUAAUUUUAUAUCCUAUUUUGGAAACAUUGUUGGUAAAGCUCCGGCAACUAGCAUGGAUUUGCCCUUCAUGGAAGCCUUUAAGGUAUGGAAACCUAAUGUUACAUAA